Eremomyces bilateralis CBS 781.70 is the source of this 510-nucleotide messenger RNA. RefSeq lists its product as uncharacterized. NCBI's taxonomy places the organism in Eukaryota, Fungi, Ascomycota, Dothideomycetes, Eremomycetales, Eremomycetaceae. The transcript has 3 exons. The coding region runs from base 1 to 510 and encodes 169 amino acids. The record is from RefSeq and is a predicted model, not a curated record.
AUGGCACCGACAACAUCCGCCAUCCCAUUGACCGAUAAGACCACAAACUCUAUCCGCUCCACCUCCCCGAUCCAUACAGCAACAUGGUCUUCGGUAUACCCUGCUUACUUCGGCAGAUUCCCAAAUGCAGCGAACCACGUUUCCAUCCCAUCGUGGAUCGGAGCAACCGUCGGCGCAGCUACGGCCGGCCUUGUCUUCGGGCUCCUCAUCACCGGAUGCGCAGUGUUCCUGAGGUCUCAGAGGACCCCCUCCAAGUCCGCAAUGAAACGUACCGCACACCAUAGCCGCGAGGCGCUUGCUUCCCGCUCUUCCAUGCAUCCAGACUUCCGUGGACCACCAACGAGCCGAUACCUGAGCCCGGUUGUGGAGGAGUCACUGCGGGGAAAAGAAAAGGAGUCGGAAGACGGGCAGGGUGUUGGUCAUUCUACUGCGAGGGAGGGAAGUUUCACUCCGGGAUUUGUUGAGGUGUCCCAGGAAACGUAUGGACGAUAUAACGUGGGCAAGAGAUGA